Molecule: messenger RNA, 996 nt
Organism: Aedes albopictus (Asian tiger mosquito)
Lineage: Eukaryota; Metazoa; Arthropoda; Insecta; Diptera; Culicidae
Exons: 1
Coding region: 1-996 (331 amino acids)
Biological process (GO): DNA integration
Molecular function (GO): nucleic acid binding
Source: RefSeq, a predicted model, not a curated record
AUGGGUAAUCUACCGUCGUAUCGUGUUCAACCGGCGCCGGCCUUCACUCGAACUGGGAUUGACUUCGCUGGUCCAUUUUCAACCAAAUCGACCACACAGGCAAGGCGGCCGAUGGUAACGAAGGGCUAUGUGUGCCUGUUCGUUUGCAUGAGCACGAGAGCCAUACAUAUUGAGCUGGUGUCAAAUCUAUCGUCGGAGGCAUUUUUGGCAGCGUUGAGAAGGUUUGUUAGCCGACGGGGACUAACGUCUACGAUCUUUUCGGACAAUGCAACGAAUUUUGUGGGUGCGGAUGGCGAGCUGGAAGAGUUGAGACGACUUUUUGAAAGCGACCUACAUCAGAAGCAACUGAAUCAGUUCUAUAGCAGUAAGGGAAUUGAUUGGCGAUUCAUCCCCCCUCGUAGUCCACAUUUUGGUGGAAUAUGGGAGGCGGGGGUAAGGUCCAUCAAGCAUCAUCUAAAGCGGAUCGUGGGCACUCGUCGUUUAACGUUUGAGGAACUGUAUACAACAUUAACACAAAUUGAAGCGGUCUUGAAUUCAAGGCCGUUGACGCCAGUUUCUGAUGACCCAAGCGAUCUGACUGCCAUUACGCCUGCACAUUUUUUGAUCGGAAGAACAAUGCAGGCUAUUCCCGAACCAUCCUAUCUCAACCUCAGGGAGUCGACGUUAUCAAGAUGGCAGCUAGUUCAGAGUAUGCAACAACAGUUCUGGAAAAGAUGGACUACUGAAUAUCUACCGGAAUUGCAAAAUCGCCAGAAGUGGCAUCAUCUGACCAAGAUCAAACCUGGAGCCUUAGUAUUGCUGAUUGACAAAAAUGCUCCGCCAGCGCAGUGGCUUCUAGGACGUAUUGUAGCGCUGCAUACUGGACAGGACAACGUUACUAGAGUCGUGACGGUCAAGACUAAUAGGGGAGAAUGCAAACGUGCCGUAACGGAAAUUUGUCUUCUACCAUUGGACGACGAUCAAGAUCUGGACCGGAAGGAAGUGUUGAAAUCCUAG